CACAACAUGAUUGGAAGUGGUACCGGUGCCGUGACGAAGCAACGCAUCAGUUUUGCUAUAAAAGCGAAGCCCCGGACGCCAACUUUUCUUAUCAAAGCAUAAUAGAUAAUCGUAUUGUUGCAGAGAAAGAAACCCUAUCAAGAUGCAAAUCUUCGUUAAGACCCUCACCGGUAAAACCAUCACUCUCGAAGUAGAGAGUUCAGAUACCAUAGACAAUGUUAAGGCCAAAAUUCAAGACAAGGAAGGCAUCCCACCCGACCAGCAACGUCUCAUCUUUGCUGGCAAGCAGCUUGAGGAUGGCCGUACCCUCGCCGAUUACAACAUCCAAAAGGAGUCCACGCUCCACUUGGUGCUCCGUCUCCGUGGUGGAAUGCAAAUAUUUGUGAAGACCCUAACCGGAAAGACAAUCACCCUUGAGGUGGAGAGCUCUGACACCAUUGACAACGUCAAGGCUAAGAUUCAGGACAAAGAAGGCAUCCCACCAGACCAGCAAAGGCUCAUUUUUGCUGGGAAACAGCUCGAGGAUGGCCGAACUUUGGCAGACUAUAACAUUCAAAAGGAGUCCACUCUACACUUGGUUCUCCGUCUCCGUGGUGGCAUGCAGAUUUUUGUUAAGACCCUCACCGGAAAGACCAUCACCCUUGAGGUUGAGAGCUCUGACACUAUAGACAAUGUAAAGGCUAAGAUCCAGGACAAGGAGGGUAUUCCCCCAGACCAACAAAGGUUGAUUUUUGCUGGAAAACAGCUCGAAGAUGGACGGACACUGGCAGACUACAAUAUUCAGAAGGAGUCUACCCUUCACCUUGUCCUUCGCCUGAGGGGAGGUAUGCAGAUCUUUGUAAAGACUUUGACUGGAAAGACUAUUACCCUGGAGGUUGAAAGUUCAGACACCAUCGAUAAUGUGAAGACAAAAAUUCAGGACAAGGAGGGGAUCCCACCAGACCAGCAGAGGUUGAUUUUUGCUGGGAAGCAAUUGGAGGAUGGAAGGACUCUUGCUGACUACAACAUUCAGAAAGAAUCAACACUCCACCUUGUCUUGCGACUCCGUGGUGGUAUGCAGAUUUUUGUGAAGACUCUUACAGGGAAGACAAUUACUUUGGAGGUAGAGAGCUCAGACACAAUUGACAAUGUAAAGGCGAAGAUACAGGACAAGGAGGGUAUUCCUCCAGACCAGCAAAGGUUGAUUUUUGCAGGAAAGCAGCUUGAAGAUGGACGUACACUGGCAGACUACAAUAUUCAGAAGGAGUCCACCCUUCACCUUGUCCUUCGUCUGAGGGGAGGUAUGCAGAUAUUUGUCAAGACUUUGACUGGAAAGACUAUUACCUUGGAGGUUGAAAGUUCAGACACGAUUGAUAAUGUCAAAGCCAAAAUCCAAGACAAGGAGGGAAUCCCACCAGACCAGCAGAGGUUGAUCUUUGCUGGGAAGCAAUUAGAGGAUGGAAGGACUCUUGCUGAUUACAACAUUCAGAAAGAGUCUACUCUUCACCUUGUUUUGCGUCUUCGCGGUGGGUUUUAAAAGUUUGAGGAUGUUAUGUAGGUUUCUUGUUUAAGUGUAAGCAUGUGAAUGUCCAGCAGAUUUGCUAUUUUAUGUUCCUGAAUUUGUUGUUAAUUUGUCUCGGGGGCAUUGUGUGUUCCCUUGGAAAACUAUGUAGGUUCUGGUGUUUUUUGUUUUACAUUUAUGUUCUCACAUGUGCUCGGUUCAUGAAUAAGGACAAUUUGCUACCAUUUAAUGAAAUUUAGUACUUCGCUGUGAUAUGA
Cajanus cajan (pigeon pea) is the source of this 1758-nucleotide messenger RNA. The record is from RefSeq and is a predicted model, not a curated record. Lineage: Eukaryota; Viridiplantae; Streptophyta; Magnoliopsida; Fabales; Fabaceae.